Molecule: messenger RNA, 3500 nt
Organism: Ctenopharyngodon idella (grass carp)
Lineage: Eukaryota; Metazoa; Chordata; Actinopteri; Cypriniformes; Xenocyprididae
Exons: 2
Coding region: 1910-3181 (423 amino acids)
Molecular function (GO): catalytic activity
Source: RefSeq, a predicted model, not a curated record
GAAAGGGAACUGAUACAUCUACACAUCUAUCACACCACUAUUGAUUCUUUUCAGAUCUUUUCAUUAUUCAGAUGUAAAUUUAUGUAAACAAAUUCUUCAGUGACAGCAUUCCCUACGGCCAACAACCCAAGCUAAACCUCAAAGAGGCCUUCCGCAGAAAGCCUACCAAGGCUGCUCCAAGGCUUCUGGGACCAAAUCUUCCGCAGAAAGAAGGUCCCUUUAAGGGAAUGUGGCCAAGGAACCGAAGGGAACCCCGGCCAGUCACUAGAAGGGGGACAUAGUCACCCCAAUGCCACCAGGGAGGCUGACCUAAUCUGACAUAGGACCAACUCAGUCUUGGCCAACCCUGUCUGAAUACAGCGUCUCAACAAACGCAUUCUUCAGAGAAGACAGCAAGUAAGAGCAACUGCAAAAGGCAGUAAGCAACUCAAACCCAUGCAUAGAGACGGGCAUCCUGGAGAGCAGAACUCAGCUGAAUGCUAUGAACCCUCAUAUUGAGGGGAGUAUGAUCCGCUCAUCCUAGGAUCUACUCAGCGCUUGAUUAUUUGCACUGAGGAGGCUGUGCACUAGAAACCCUGAUACAGGGGAGCACAAACCAGCCUAGGGCUGAUCCUUAACGGAAGGCCUUAUAGAAGCCUUCAGCCAAUGACCAGCUUAGGGAGCUAAGCACUAUUACAUAGACAACCCUAGCAGGGAAGUACAGAGCUCAACCUAACAGGCAGACCAUACUGUGGGCACAUAAUCAUGGAGGCCUACAUUAUGAUAGUAGCUCUAUAUGAAGCAAGACUCACAUACGAAAGAGCACCUGUCAUAUUUCUUGCUCCCAGCAAGACUUCAGUAACAGCAAAUGAGACUGUAAAGUGCCACAUAACAGUCCACCUAACACAAUCCAAUGAGCAGUGUACUCGGUAAAAGAACCUUUUUACUCUUUAACUCUUUAAAUCUCAGAAUUAGAGACACACAUCCAAACUUUAAUCGAGGAUAGUAAGAAUGCAAGGGCUUCAGAUACUGUUUUGGAUGCGACUAGCUUAGUGAACUCUGUACAUCGUUCGGUUCCGGCUGUAGAGCCCGCGCAGCAGGGCACUUGGGUAACGGUGAGGCUUCCGUUCCAAUAAGAACAUCAAACAGGUUCUCCCCACUCAGUGAUACACCCACUGAGAAUCCUGCUGAAAGUGCCCUAGUUAUUGGCGAUUCUAUUACACGGAACGUGAAAAUAGAGACACCAGCCACCAUAGUCACAUGUUUGCCGGGAGCCAGAGCACCUGACAUCAAAGCAAAUUUAAAAGUGCUGGCUAAUGCUAAUCGUAAAUACUCUAAGAUUAUUAUUCACGUCGGCACUAAUGAUGUUCGACUUCGCCAGUCGGAGAUCACUAAAAUUAACAUUAAAGAGGUGUGUGAACUCGCAAGUACAAUGUCAGGAGAAGUAAUUUGCUCUGGCCCCCUUCCUGUUCGUCGGAGUGAUGAGAUAGUUAGCAGAUUAUCAUCACUCAAUGGCUGGCUGUCUAAGUGGUGUCCGCAAAAUAAUAUAGGUUUCAUAGACAAUUGGAAAAGUUUUUGGGGCAGACCUGACCUGUUAAAAAGAGAUGGUAUUCAUCCCUCCCGGGAUGGUGCUGCUCUUCUCUCUAGUAAUAUGGCACAUAGUCUUAGAGCUGAAACAUGACAAACUGGGGCCCAGGUCAGAAAGCAGACAGACUGGCUAAACCGACCGUCUGCUAGCUGCCUCACGUUACAGAAGUCAGAAAAUUCAGAUAACUCCCAACACAUAGAAACUCUUACACCUAGAUAUUUUCAAAUAGAGACUGUGUCUGUACCCCGAAUUAGUAAAAACAAAAAACUUCCAAACCCAUUUAAUGGUAAAAAUUCAAUUGAUGUUCAACAAAUAAAAAAUAGAGAUAAUAAUGCUAAACAAAUGAUAAAACUCGGGUUGUUAAAUAUUAGAUCCCUUUCUUCAAAAUCACUUAUUGUUAAUGAUAUUAUCAAAGAUAAUAAUCUAGAUGUGCUGUGUUUGACAGAAACUUGGCUAAAACCGGACGAUUACAUUACUUUAAAUGAGUCUAGUCCUCAAGGUUAUGAUUAUCGACACAAUGCCCGUCAGAAAGGCAAAGGGGGAGGUGUUGCUGUAAUCUAUAGUAAUAUUUACAGUAUUAGUCAGAAGUUCAAAUAUAAUUCCUUCGAAACUAUGGUACUUUACGUAACAUUAUGUAAGUUGACAUUUGUGCUGGCUACUGUAUACAGGCCACCAGGACACAAUACAGACUUUAUCAAAGAAUUUGCUGACUUUCUAUCAGAGUUAGUACUAGCUGCAGAUAAAGUCCUUGUUGUUGGUGAUUUUAAUAUCUAUGUAGAUAAUAAAAAAGACGCAUUAGGAUUGGCAUUUGCAGAUCUUCUAAACUCUAUUGGUGUUAGACAACAUGUGUCAGGACCCACUCAUUGUCGUAAUCAUACUUUAGAUCUAAUAUUGUCACAUGGAAUCAAUAUCGAUGCUGUUGAAAUUCUGCAGCAGAGUGACGACAUCUCAGAUCAUUAUCUAGUCUCGUGUAUACUACAUUUAGUCAAGGCGGCUAAACUGCCUCCAUGCCAUAAAUAUGGUAGAACCAUCACUUCUACCACUAAAGAUUGCUUUAUAAAUAAUCUUCCUGAUCAUUUUCAUCGCCUUAGCAUACCAGACAGCUUAGAAGACCUCGAUGUUGCAACAGAAACUAUUGCCUCUGUCUUUUCCAGCACAUUAGACUCAGUUGCUCCUUUGCGUUUAAAAAAGAUUAAGGAAAUUAAUCCAAUGCCAUGGUACAAUGAGCACACUCGGGCCCUAAAGUUAGCAGCCAGAAAAAUGGAGCGCAGCUGGAAGAAAUCAAAACUAGAAGUAUUUCGUAUUUCGUGGAGAGAGAGAAUGAUUGAGUACAGAAAGGCCUUAAAAUCUGCUAGAUCUGCCUAUUUUUCAAAACUCUUAGAAGAAAAUAAACACAACCCUAGGUAUUUAUUUGAUACAGUGGCUAAAUUAACAAGAAAUAAAGCUUCAACUUCUGAUGUUUCCAAAGAGCACAGCAGUAAUGACUUUAUGAACUUCUUUACUUGCAAGAUUGAUAAUAUUAGAGAAAAAAUUAUAACCAUGCAACCGUCUAUUACAGUAUCGCGUCAGAUAGUGCAUUGUAGUGUCCCUGAGGAAAAAUUCAAGUAUCCCUGAAGUAUCAGCAGAGAUUGAGAAUGUUGCGAUCCUGUCGGACUUAUGAUAGCUACCUGAAUCGUAACAAAGCACUGUUGGCCAGAGGAGAACUGGCCCCCCGACUAAGCCUGGUUUCUCCCAAGGUUUUUUUCUCCAUUUAAACACCUAUUUGCCACUUGUCUGCCACCUGAUGUCACCUGAUGGAGUUUGGGUUCCUUGCCGCUGUCGCCUUUGGCUUGCUUAGUUGGGGACACUUGACAUUUGACUUGACAUUUGAUAUUCAACAGUGCUUUGAUCUGCCUGCAUUGACACUAUUCUUUUUAAAGCUGCUGUGCAGCCA